GUUACGCAAAUGCUGUGCUGACGUCACGCGCUCUGCCAACCAACCGCGCGCCGGCAAAGCUUCACCACAGGGUGAAGCUUUCUCUGCGCCAGCCAAUGAGAGCACGGUCGGAUAUUGGCAUGUUACAUGACGGACGGACGCAAUGGCCAACGGUGGCAGCAGCAGAUGCGUAGCAUAACAAACAUGGCGGCCACCUUGUCGGAGGACUGCUCAGGCAGGGCAAGGGGCGCUCGCCGUCGGCGCUGCUGCUACGGCUCCAUCUCGUCGUGGUCCGCGAAAGUGGUGUCUCCGGAGUGACGUGCCCGCCAGCGACGCACGAGAGAGCAACAGAAAGCAAGAGAGGUGCUCAGUGUGGGACGCCCGGGGACGCCGUGGCAAGCAGGCGCGUCUCGGAUGGCCCGAGACGCUGUUGGCUCUGUGUAGCGCGCCCCAGUCUCAACCAACGGAGGCCCACAACCAAUCUGCCCUCAGUAGCAAAUCAGAGUUCUGCAUGGCCUAUUCCAUGUUUUCGGAAUGUUCAACCCAGGCACCUUUGCAAUGGAUGAUGGGGGCCGAUGUCUGCUUGACGUUAUAAACGACCCCCUGCUCCUGCAGUCGUUCCUUGAAGACAAGAACGAGGAGGUUUCGAAGGAGCUGAGCUCGCUCGAAAGUGUCCUGCUCGGCCGAGACGAAGUGAGCAGCACCACCAGCUGCCUGCCGGCCCGCUGUGAGCUGCCGGACUCCAUGGGCUACGGCUGCUCUGGUACUGACAAACCCGUGGCCGCUGCCCUCGCCGUCUCCGCGACUAGCACUGCUGCCCCCUCGGACGUCUCGGCCGCCUCGCCCCAGCUGCUGGUCAGCUCGACGGUGCCCCCCGCUCCGCCGCUGCCUGCUGCCACUGCUGCUGCCAGCAAUGGCCUGCCUGGUGCCUCGCCACAUUCCACUCGCUCCUCCCCAGCCAGCAGCCGACCACACUCGGCAUCCCCGCUCCCCGCCGCCCCCAUUCCCGUCUCGUGGUCUUCACCGAGCCCCAUUGCCGUGUCGCGGAGUCAGUCCCUGUCCUCGUCGUCAGCGUCAACGCCAGCAACCACCAAGGCGACCGCGACCGUUGCCCCUUUGCCUGUGGCGCCGCAGCAGGCACCUCCGUCUAGACCCAACGUCGGGCAGGCGGUAUCGGGUAGUCCCAGCCCCCGCACAGCUGGUGCCCCUCGUCUCAUCCAGCCGAAGCAGCCACAGAUCCUUCCCAAGCUGUCCAGCGGCAGUGCCAACAUGACAACGCCCGCAGCGACCGCGACCACCCGGUCCCAGUCUCCCCGGGCCGCCCAGCACAAGGCCACACCGCAGCCCGCGCCUGUACCGGCACCGCAGCCUGCGACAACGGUGCAGCGCGGAGCCGCGAUGGGGCUCAACACGGGGAGUCCGCUGCUCAUUGGGAACCCUGGCGCCGCGCAGGCGGGCAUGUUUCAAGCUGGAGCUGCGCAGGGCACUUUCCUGCUGAACCAGUACAUUCCGGGCCUGGGCCAAAGCCCCAUCCUGAUCCAGGGCUCGCUGGGUCAGAUCCAGGGCUCACUGGGGCAGAUACAGGGGGUUCAGCUGGCCCUGCGGCCACCCCAUGCCACGGGCCUGUCCCUGGGUCCCCAGGCAGGGCACAAGCCCCACGGGGGCCAUCCGGGACAGCCUGGCACCCCAACACUGGUCAUCCCGCAGAACCUGGGGCCGCGGCCCAACUUUAUCCUGGCGCCGCGCAUGGUCUCGUCGCCCCUGUCGUUUGCCAUUGCACCAGGGCAGCCCCUGACAUUACAGCAGCUGCAGGCCAUGCUGCCGGCACAGACCAUGCUGGCCCAGCCCACGCUGGGCGCGUUCCAGACAGACCAGCACCAGUCCUUGGUGCAGAUACCAACGUUCACCCAGCCACAGAUACUGGCGCACGACCACCACCAUCACCACCACCACCACCAUCAUGGUGCCCUGUCGGCACCCCUCAUCUCGACAGGUGGCACGAUGGUUUCCUCCGCGCCUGCUGCCAACCUUGUCACCCAUCAUCCAGUCAUGACCACCACAACGGUGCUGCAUCCGGCACCACCGCAACCUGCCCCUGUGCCCGUCUCGGCACCCAUGACAUCAGCAACAAUCCAGCAGCAGCCGCAGGCACGUACGACAGCGUCACCAGCCACGGAGAAGCCAGUGAAAGCGCCCACGGUCAAUCUGGCCGAGUUGCUCAAGGAGCACGGAAUCAUGCCGGAGUCGACACCUCCGCCCUCCCCUACGUCCAAUCAGGAUAGCACCAUAUCAGUCGAUGUUCCCGUGACACCAGCACCAGUCACGGAGAAUGUGCAGGUUGUGGUGAGCAAGUCUCCGCAGACCGUGGCAGUGUCUCCCCAGCAGCGGGUGCAGCUUUCAUUGGCACACGAUGGUAGCGUCGUACUACACCCUCAUGGCAGCAACCUGUCCACCAUGCCUGCACCAGUGCAAUCCCCGGGGCUGGUGGCAACUACAGUCACUCCCACGUCGACGAGCGCACCCGGCGUGACUGCUCUCUCGCGGACCCAUUCGGCCCUCCUGGAGCGUCUCUCCGCAGCGCCGCCCGUCAGCGUGCCAGACCUGGCCUCCCUAACUGCACCCCGCGUCUCCGUCAGUGCACCAACCAUGGUGGCAGCACCAUCACUUGUUGCACCCUCGGUGAUGACGCCUUCUAUGAUGGCUGCAACUACACACCCUCACCAGCUCACCUUGCAUACCGUCAACAACGGACUGGUGCCGACGCAGCAGCUGGGGCAGCCACAGUCAUUUGUGACGCUGCAUGGCACUGCGGUGGCCAAUAUGCUGUGCCAUGGUAAUAAUGCGCGCAUUAACCACAUCGUGGUCAGCCCAUCGCCGUCCCUGGGACACCAGCAGCAGCAUCACCACCAUCAGCAUGCUCUGCACCAUACUUGUCACGCCGUGGCAAACACGGCUGUGGUGAGCUCGGUGGCCAGUGCUGUGGUGCCGACAACAACGACGGUUAUGGCGGCGUCACCAACGAUGGUGGGUAGGACAGCGGUGCCAACAUCCAUGCCGCACACGGUGGUGACUGUGGCUGCGUGCCCCUCUGUGACGACUGUGACUGUGACGCCCACGGUGGUCGUGACAUCGAACAGUGGUGCAACGGCACACACAAGUGGGAAGUGUACAGCGCCCAUGAACUCUCAAAACCAACAGCUCUAUGAGCAGCUGCAGUCGCAGAUAACCUACCUGAACUCUCUCAAGAAGCCCACGAUGCAGCAGAAGCUCCUGCUGCAGCAAAUGCUCUCCAUCGAGGAGAAGCUGCGUGAUUCCAACAAGCCGCAAGUGAGCUCCUCGUCCAAUGACACCACCACCACAGCAGCCGCAGUGCCCACAUCACACGCACACUGUAUGCAGCGGCAUGAAGUCAAGCCAACCGUCGUUUCGCACCCAAUUCCUGCUGCGGCCACGAUAAUAACAGCGAAGUCAUCUGCGGUGACGACGGUCCAAGUGCCCACAAUCACUGUUGCCACGACAACUAGGACUAACAGCCGUACCUCACAUCACAAGGUCAACCAUGCCGAUGUCAAGCCUAAAGCUUCCAUUCUGCAUGCUGGGAACACAGCAUCUAUAAUCACCACGCAAAAGGCCAUCGCCUCCCAUUCCGGACCGGUACGAAUAAUAGCCACUGCACCGACCACUACGAGCGCUGCUUGUGCCUCUUCUACCUGUUCCUCCACUCCUUGCUCUUCUGCGUCGGUGCUGAGUGUGCCGCUGGCAUCGGCUUCCCCACUGCUGUCUUCACCAAGUGUGGCAACCGUGUCGUCUGCGUCACUGGUGUCAAGUGUACCACUGGUCUCUGCUGCGCCACUGGCAUCUAGCGGGCCCAUGUUAUCAACAGCAUCAUUGGCAUCGUCGAGCAUAACACCCGUCUCGAGCGCCCCUCUGGUGCCCAGCUUGCCUGUGGCAUCAAGUGCACCACUGGUGCCAAGCAUACCACCUGUGUCAACUGCCCCAGCGCUGGCGCAAAACAUACCAGUGGUGUCUUGCUCGCCAUCAGCACCUGUUCCACCUCUGGUGUCGAACAUGCCAGUGGUGUCAUGCAAUCUGCCGACACCUACUGCACCUCUGCCAAGCAUGCCGGCAGUGUCAUGCGUUUCAUCAGCACCUUCUCUGUCGUCGAACACCUUAGUAGUGUCGUGCGCUCCAUCAUCGCAUACUGCACCUCAGGUGCCGAACAUGCCGGUGGUGUCAUCAUGCAUUCCAUCGGCACACACUGUACCUAUGGUGUCUAAAAUGCCAGUGGUGUCAUGCGCUCCAUCAGUACCUUCUGCACCUCUGGUGUCAAGCAAGCCAUUGGUAUCAUGCUUACCUCCAGUAUCCACAUCAGCAUUGGUUUCAAGCAUACCACAGGUGUCAGCGGCAGUAUCGGUGUCUAGUGCACCGCAUAUUUCUGGUACGCUGUUGGUGUCGACGGCAGCACUAAUGUCAAGUCCAUCGCUAUUGGCAUCAAGUACACCGUUGAUGUCAUCUGCACCACUAGUAUCAACAGCACACCUGGUGUCAUCUGCACCACUGAUGUCUACUGCAUCACUGAUGUCCACAACACCUAUGGCAUCAACUGCACCUAUGGUGUCUUAUGCAUCUCUAGUGUCCAGUGCACCAGUGGUGUCAACAGCUCCAAUUAUGGCGCCAAGCACGACUGACAUGACAGUGCCAUCAAUGGCCUCUCACCCUGUGGUCACAGUGGCCUCACAUAUACGUGUUCCUAACCAGGCCUCGGCCAAGUUUGUGCCGCAGCUUCACCAUGCUGUGCACCACCAUCAUCACCACCACCAUCACCUCCAGCCGUCACCGGUGGCAAGCAGUGUGUCGCCAGUCAACCAGCGAUCGCCGCCCCAGCCCCGGCCUCAACCUGUGGUGGUGCGGCUGCAGCACCCAACCAACCACAUCAUCGCGCCGCCCAGCACGACCAAGCAGAUUCUGGUGCAGGUGCCUUCUGUUGUGAACAAGCUGCCUUCAAGCAAAAGCUCUGGCAGCAGUAAUAGCAGUUCCACAAAGUCUACUGUUCCUGUGUUACCGAGCAAAGUGGAACCCAUUGUUCCCAAGCCCUCCCUGCCGCCACCCGAACAACCCCCAGCUCCCCCUCCUCCCCCAUCGAAGCCAGUAGUUGUCAAGCCUAAAGUUCCUGACCGUGUCCAGAAGAUGCACAUGUUUCAUCAACGACUACUGGAAGACCAGAACGGUGCUAUGGCUGCGGAUACGAAGAACCCCUUCACUUCCCGGCGCGAUGCUUGCCAACGGUUGUUGCGGUACCACGUCUACAACUCGGGGCUACCCAGGGAAGAGGACCUGCACAAAACGGAUGAACUAUUUGCCGAGGUCUCCGAACGCCUGCUGGGGGAGAGUCGAGAGCUGUAUCAAAAGUUCCACUACCUCAUGCUGAAGGAAGGGAUGAGAGAAUGCUCAAGUGCCGAGAAGAUCAUGAUUGAAAAGCUGUUCCUUGAGCACGAAACCGAUGCCUUGAUUGCUGAAAAGCGUGCAGCAGAGGAGGGGCAAUACACAACACCAGUUGAGCCGCCGCCACUUCCGCCUAUGCCAGGGAGUGCAUGGACAUUCGAGGCAGGCCCCUCGAUACCUUUACCUCGACCAGUAAAGAAGGAACCACCCGAUUCUUGGCUUGAUGACGAUGACCGAUCCGACCUGGAGCCGGCGCCAAAGCGGCGCUUGAUCAAGGAAGAAGAGCAUGAGACCGUGAUGGCCCCCAUGGAAGAGGAAACCCCAUCACUUCCACCAGUGUCAGUGACACCGGAGCACGUCGACCUUGUGUUGCGCAUCCACAAGGAGCUCAACAUGUCUCCCUCAGAAACCGGUGAAGACGAUGAGUUUGCCCACGAGCUGGCCGACUUCGAGCCGCCCGUGGCUCGCUUCCCGUCGUCGGCCGACCUCAAGCAGUCACAGCAGCCGCAGUUUAGCAGUGGCGGCAAUGGUGUGCCUCCAGUGGUGGUGCCCGACUGGAGUUGUGGUGGUAAGAGUGCGGACUCCGAGACUCGUGCGCCCGAACUGGACCUGUCGGGCAUCACGGGCUUGGAUGAUGACAGCAGUGGAGUGGACCCACUGGGUCGGACUCACUACUUUGGCGAGGAUGAGGAGGAGGACAAGGACUCUGUAGAGCUCCACGACCAGGUCCAGAGUGCCAUCAACAGCAUCCUGGACUUCCGGCGAGCUGCGGAGGACAUGCUCUGUGUGGACACUAAAGGAGCAAUGGUACGACCCGAGCCCAUGGACUACGUUGUCGCGACGGGAAGCGCGCAGCCUACGGACUCUGUUUUGGACGAAGCCGUCAGGAGCAUCUUGUUGUGACCUCAGCACUCUUGUUGCCGCUCCUCCUCCUCCUCCCUGUUUCGUGAAGCGUCGCACAACUGGCAAUGGUCUCGUCUCUCGAGCCGCACGCCCGUGUGCAUGUGGAUGCGUGCACGUGGUUUGCGCAGAGGUGAAAGCACGGUGAUAUUUGUCCCCCCUCCCCUCCUCCAUUCUCUCAUGCCCAUCUUAUUCCUGUGCCCUCGCUCUGUCCUCAUUUACUUCAGUUUGUUGUAUGUGGCUUCAUUUUGGAGACAACCUUAUGGCCUUUCUUUCGUCGGGCCUGCAAGUUACAGGAAGUGGCCAGCCCCCUGAACAGGCUACUGCUCCACAUUGCCUUCUGUUCCAUGUUCUUUCAGACUCUUGCUGCUCUGUCAACAUUUGUCAAAAACAACAACAAAAAAAGUAAGACGCUCAAGGACAGGCCACGCUGCUCCACAGACUGGCACAAUUGCUCGUACAGGCACUGUACCGACAGUCUUACAAAACUUGUAGUGAAUCAGGCCUUGUGUAUGUAGGCAGGCAUCCAGGGCCCUGAAGCUUUGUUCAUUGUGCGCUCAUGGUUUUGCGCAGAGUAAUUUUAUUUUUCUGUUUGCCAGCCUCUCUUUUUCUUUUCUUUUAACUUCUUUUUUACUUUUCGCCCUGCUCUAUUGAACUGCUUUUCAGAACUCAGGGGGCCUUGUGUAUAUGUCUAAGUUGAUGCAUUCGUCAUUGCCCCUCUCUUUGCCAUCAUCCUUGUACUGUUGUGCAGCACUUUUUUUUUUUCAUACUAGGCACAAAUAUGCAAACUUUGGCGCAUCUAGCCAAACAUGCAACUUGGAGGCCUCCCCCUUUUACCUUUUGUUUUUGCAGCCUCCGAUCUCCUACUUAACUGAAAAGGGAGCCUCGCAUAGUGAUGAAAAAAGCAGACUCGGUGGGGAAGACGAGCGCAAGUUUUUUUCAGUGCCUCAUGUAAGAGUGAGAGAUGUGCGUCGUCCCCGUUUUGUUUGCUGCCAGUGUUGUAAAAAAAAAAAAUGACGAUGAGAGGGGAAGCAGGCCAGCGAAACACAUUUUUUUUCUCAUGUAUAGGUGUAAAUACGACAGUCGCACAUAUUUAUACACAAGCACAUCCACGACAAAUGGAAAUGGAACCUAGAUUUCACUGCUGCUCAAACGACGUGAUGAUGAAAUACAUUUGAUGUAAAUGUCGACGAGAGUGUUCUGUGACCUGACUAUGGGUGCCUGUGGAAGACGAUGGCAACUCUGCUCCAGGCGACUAACAAGCUGGAUGCCAAGUGGUGGUGCAGAACUGUAGGCCUCGGUGUCAGCAGUAGGGCUCUCGGGAGUGGGCUAGUUGACAAUCGAUUCCGCCAGACUUCGCAUCAAGAAAUGGCCAACGGACGAGGAAAUGGGACGGAGACAAGGCCAGCCAGCGCUCGACUGACAGAUUUUGUUGGGCUCUGCAGUCGGCUGGGCAUUGCAAGGACAUACAGUAAAAGCUGACGAGGACAGAGGCAAGAGCAAGACACGGCGCUCUGUCCAAGUCUCUUUCUUGCCUCAGUUCUUGUCUGCCCAUGCUGUAUGGGACCUGCAGUCUGCUCUUGUCUCGGUCCUUUCGUUCUCUUUUUCCCAUCUUUCAGUGCUGUGAAUUCUGGCUCAACGUAGGGAAGUUCACCGUUUUGUAGCGCAGGUCUUGAUAUAAAUAUGUUUCCUUGAUGUUGUAAGCACUGGAAGUUUUGACGCGUGUCUGUGUCGCACAUCCCGGCACUUUUACUCCCCUUAUGGGAGUGUUACACAGGCUGAAGCGUACAGGGUGUUUCAGCGAACACUUUCAAAAUUUUUUAAAGGUUGCCGGUGGCAUAUAGCUCAAUUCUAGUUUGUGAGCCAGUCUACUCGAAGUGGCGGGCACUACUUGCACAAAAAAUUGAAAAGCAAAAUCGACUAAUUCAUAAGAAUUCACGAAUUACUUUAUAGCUAAUUAUUUUGUGACCCAUAUUGCAAUUUACAAAUUCUAGCUGUGGACUUCGCAAGGCAGAUCCACUUGGAAAAAAUUCUCAGGACAACAUUAGUUUCGAGAUAUAAAUUCCCGAACUUUACGAAGAACUGCAUUGGCGUUCCAGUUACUUGUGUGCUUCAGUGCAUGAAACGAAGUUUUGUUAACAAAUUAACUGGUAUGCCAAUGCAUUUCUCCCCAAAGUUCGGGAAUUUAUAUCUCGAAACUGGUGUCAUAUUGAAAAUUUGUUAUUAGCUAAAAGGUUAAUUAGAUAAUGUUUAUUAAUUAGUCAAUUUUGCAUCUCAAUUUCUUGUGCAAAUAUUGUCCGCCGCUUCGAGUAGACCGGCUCAGGAACUAGAAUUGUUAUAUCUGCCACAGGCAACAUUUAAAGAUUUUUUGAAAGUCUUCGCUGAAACACCCUGUAUAUUUCGGCUACACAAGGAAAACAUUGUCAUCCACCCAAGGGUAGCCCGAAGCUGCUCACUGUGGCCACUCAUUGCAAGAACGAAGCCUUCAGUCUUGGUAUAUGUGAAACGCAAGAAUGCUCCCAUUAAUUCACUGCCAAACUAAUUUUAGUCAGUUAUAUCUUUCUUUAGUUGCAUAAACAAAAGUUAUGCAAUGAUAAACCACCAGAAUUCAAUCUUAAAGUGCAACAGGUUAACUGAAAUAGUUCAUCUCACAGCUAACGCGCUAGGAGUCGUUCUGAGGCAGGAGCUCUACUGGACGCUGUUGUCUCAGCUUUAAAAAAAAUAAUCCGUCAAUACCUUGUUUUCAAAUGAAUUCUUUGCUCACUCACUCACAGGUGAUUUCAGAAAUGUUUUGCAAUGGAAGACAGUUUUAUAUCAACAAAUGAAACAAUCCUUGAAAUUUUGCAGCUCUUUGGCAUCAUAGUUCUGGAGUUUAAUAUGAACAUUCAUGUGCUUCACACAAACACGUAUUUGCGUACGGAUAUGAGAGUUGGCAACAAGCUAGUUUUAUGUGAAGUGCAACAGCAACGAAAUAAUGUGCAUGGAGGUAUAUUACUUCAAGGACGGCAGAAAACUAGGUGGCGUGAUGAAAUUGGAAAAUUUGCAGCCACCGGGUGGAGUCAGCAGGUGCAAGACAAGGGUAAUUGAAGAUCGCCGAGAGAGGCCUUUGUACUGCAAUGGAUACAGUAGGACAAUGGCGCAUCGGAGUGGUCCAUAGUAUGUUGGUUUUCAGAAUUUCAAGAACAGCUAAUGUCUUUUGGCCUCUCGCAGUUUGUGGGCGGCGAACUUCACAAGGAAAGCGCCAUGCAAAAGAACUGUGCCAGUAAUCUUAGUGCAAUGACAUUUUAUCCAUCUCCAUGUUGUGACAAGUGCGAAAACUACACAGUAGUGUUUAUUUUGCGGCAAUGCCAGUGUGCCAUGCACUCGGAGUAGUGCCCGUAAUCAAUCAUCACGACCAUUCAGUCUAGUUGAAGCUCACUCGCCUAACCUGGCUUUGAGAAAGCCGUCAAGGUGCCUUUUGAGUUAAAGGAGUAUUGACAUUACAUUUUUGACUAGUCAUCUUCUUUUUUUUUUUUUUUUUUUUUACUGGAAGGUCCGAGCAUCUGAAUUUCGCACU
Dermacentor albipictus is the source of this 9877-nucleotide messenger RNA. RefSeq lists its product as uncharacterized. Gene Ontology annotation, biological process: positive regulation of DNA-templated transcription. The record is from RefSeq and is a predicted model, not a curated record. Gene Ontology annotation, cellular component: SWI/SNF complex. NCBI's taxonomy places the organism in Eukaryota, Metazoa, Arthropoda, Arachnida, Ixodida, Ixodidae.